AUACAGGGUAGCAUUAUCAUUAGCAGUCCAUCCUCUUCAGCGUCAUAUUACAACACUUCGAUGGUUUACUUUUAGUUUAAAGGUCUAUUUUGUGCGACUUUCGAAUAACUUAAGUUAACAUUCCGGAAGUUUUAGGCAACGUCCUUGUACAGCAGGAUCUCACUUUUAGACUACCCUGUACAUUUCAUACGCGCAUCAGCAGUCAUGAACGGCGGUAUGUUUAGCUGGUCAGCAUGCAAAUCUCUAUUCAUUGUGUUGUUGUUGGAGUACUUAAAAAUGAACGAGUGUGAAGAUUUGGAGACGAGUGCACCACAGGCUCUGGUUUUUGGUGGCAAUGGGUUCAUGGGAAUUCCGACAGUGGAGAAGCUUCUCAUUGGAGGUUACCAUGUGACCAUCGUUAACAGGGGAAACUGGUACUGGGAUUCUGAUGUUAGAAUCAAGCCACGUGUAAGUCACGUGACUUGUGAUCGGUACAAGUCCCUAUCGCACUGCAAAAAUAUGGAAGCUUUGCAUAAUUUUAAAUUCGACGUGGUGAUUGAUUUUAGUGCCUAUGAAAGAUUUCAAGUUCAAGACGUCUUUAAAAUAUUCCAGGACAGAAUCGGACUGUAUAUUCUCAUAAGUUCAGAUUCUGUUUACGAAGUUUGCAACAAAAGCUAUGACGGCUAUUCGCGUGAAAUUGAUGCUGUGAGACCACGAAAUGUUCUUCAGCGCGAGGAGUACGCGAAAAAAGACAACUAUGGCCAUAGAAAACUUUUAUGUGAGGAGGAACUUCAAUUUCAGAAUAUGAAAUGGGGAGUGCCAUUCCUAUCUCUUAGAUUACCGGACGUAAUAGGACCCCGAGACAACACAUACCGGUGGUGGAUCUAUCAGCUACAGAUCCGUCUACAUGCUCAUUUGAGCAAUGAAGUGAGAAUACCUAAAUCUGUAUGUCACCAGCCGUUAAGUUUGGUACAUUCUGACGACGUAGCUGACUUGAUAGUACAUAUAUGUUCGCAAAGCCCGGAAAAGUUUGCUCACGGAAAAGCUUACAAUUUAGCUUUCAAGGAAAACCCAACCCUUUUCGAGUUACUUGAGGCAAUAAAAUCUGAACUGAAUAUGCGGGAUGUUCCUAUUAUUUGCGCUGCAGAAUCGAUGCCUGAACUCUACCCAACAGUAACGCUGGGACCAGUGGACACAUCUUCCGCAGAGCAGGAACUGAGCUGGAACCCAACAACGCUCAGCGAGGCCGUCAAGGACAAUGUCAACUUCUACGAGUCGGCCGCACGCAAUCCAGAAUUCAAAAAAGAACUGGCCAGCGCGUUAGAUUUCACCAAAUCAUCCAUGCCUAUGACUGACGGAUACGGCGAUAAGCUUUACAAAGCUUUUAACAAAGAAUAUCGGACCAUGGACAGUACAAUGAAAGACGAACUGUAAUACUCAUAAGGCAAAUAUUUUUAUACUUUUAUAUCAAUGUAUUCAUCAUAUGUUAUGUAAAUUAGCAUCAAAGAAAAAACCCAUGAAUUUGAUAUCAACAGUAAUAUUGAUUUUGAAAGCUCGGGAAAUCAUUUUCACAGUACACGAGGACUUGUUUAUUUUUGCUAAAACUGUUUCUCCUUUAAUGUAAGUAUUGUGGAUGAAUAAAUAAUUUCAAUGCAA
Molecule: messenger RNA, 1635 nt
Organism: Ostrea edulis (European flat oyster)
Lineage: Eukaryota; Metazoa; Mollusca; Bivalvia; Ostreida; Ostreidae
Exons: 1
Coding region: 205-1413 (402 amino acids)
Biological process (GO): beta-D-galactose catabolic process via UDP-galactose, Leloir pathway
Cellular component (GO): cytosol
Molecular function (GO): UDP-glucose 4-epimerase activity
Source: RefSeq, a predicted model, not a curated record